Schistosoma turkestanicum is the source of this 959-nucleotide messenger RNA. Lineage: Eukaryota; Metazoa; Platyhelminthes; Trematoda; Strigeidida; Schistosomatidae. The record is from the annotation of a GenBank genome assembly.
GUGAAUUUUAUAGUUUUGUUUGUUUGUACAAUUCACAAUCAACAACAAAAAAACGACAUUUUAACAAUGAUUACAUUCUUUUCUAAUAUUCCAACAUUUACUGAUCCAAAAAAUCUUGAUAUACAAACAUUUUUACAACUUUGCGAUAUGAUUUGUAAUUUUUUCGGUUUAUGGGAUACAAAAUUUUCACUAUUACGAAAUGAUGUAGAAGGGAAUAUUAAAAAAGUAUCACGUGCAUCAGCCAAUCUACAUGUGAAUACAUUAUAUGAUUUAUUAACCAAUGAUACAAAUCGUAAUGAUGAUUCUUCCGGUUCAAUUGGUCUAUUAUGGUUAAAACGUACAUUACAAUUUGUCAAUUGUUUUCUGCAUAAUUUAGCUCAUUCAACAACAAAUAAUGAGAAUGAAUUGAUGCGUGAUCUAAUCACACAAGCUUAUGAUGUCACAUUAACACGAUAUCAUAAUAAAUUAAUGCGUCAUGCAUUCCGUUUUGUUUUACGUAUUGUCCCGAAACGAUCAGUAUUCAUCAGAAAAUUAGGAUUGGAACAAGAUAAUUGUGAAUUGAUUGUACUCAGAGAGGUGGAACAAUUCACUCUGGCAAUUGAACCUCAUAUUGAAACUUUGCAUCAAAUGUUAAUUUUAUUCGGUUUAGAAGAUCCAACUACAUAAAUUGUUAUCAAUGAAUUUUCUUUUUUUAAAAAAAUUCUGAAUUUUCUAUUUAUUGAACAUUUCAUUCUCAUCAUGCGCUACAUCUCCAUGUCAAUUUGUUCAAGGUACAAUGUCAGGUGAAGUAAUUUACUCUCAUAUAGUUGAAGAAAACACUACCUACGUACCGGUUCAUGUAUGCAUACAUACAUAUUGAAUUAAUCUUGACAGUUAUCUAUCUAUCAUUCUUUUAUUCUUGUCUUUUAUUUAUUGAACACAUUGAAUUUGUUUUAAACGAUGUUCAAAAUAUAGUUAAC